AUGUUUGGAGGAGGAGGAAGCAGGAGGUCUCUCGAGCUCAAAAAGGUCUCCUGUGAGCUCGUGCUGUCUCCUGAGCUCUUGCUGUUUCCCGAGCUCAUGCUGUCUCUCGAGCUCGAGCUGUCUCUCAAACUCGUGCUGUCUCUCAAGCUCGUUGUGUCUCUCAAGCUCGUUGUGUCUCUCAAGCUCGUUGUGUCUCUCAAGCUCGUUGUGUCUCUCAAGCUCGAGCUGUCUCUCAAACUCUCGCUGUCUCUCACGCUCGUGCUGUCUCUCAAGCUCGUGCUGUCUCUCAAGCUCGUGCUGUCUCUCAAGCUCGUGCUGUCUCUCAAGCUCGAGCUGUCUCUCAAGCUCGUGCUGUCUCUCAAGCUCGUGCUGUCUCUCAAGCUCGUGCUGUCUCUCAAGCUCGAGCUGUCUUUCAAACUCGUGCUGUCUCUCAAGCUCUUGUUGUCUCUCAAGUUCGAGCUGUCUCUCAAGCUUGAGCUGUCUCUCACGCUCAUGCUGUCUCUCACGCUCAUGCUGUCUCUCAAGCUCAUGCUGUCUCUCAAGCUCAUGCUGUCUCUCAAGCUCAUGCUGUCUCUCAAGCUCAUGCUGUCUCUCAAUCUCUUGCUGUCUCUCAAUCUCUUGCUGUCUCUCAAGCUCUUGCUGUCUCUCAAGCUCUUGCUGUCUCUCAAGCUCUUGCUGUCUCUCACAUUCUUGCCGUCUCUCAAGCUCUCGCUGUCUCUCGCGCUCGUGCUGUCUCUCAAGCUCUUGCUGUCUCUCAAGCUCGUGCUGUCUCUCAAGCUCGUGCUGUCUCUCAAGCUCGUGCUGUCUCUCAAGCUCGAGCUGUCUUUCAAACUCGUGCUGUCUCUCAAGCUCUUGUUGUCUCUCAAGUUCGAGCUGUCUCUCAAGCUUGAGCUGUCUCUCACGCUCAUGCUGUCUCUCACGCUCAUGCUGUCUCUCAAGCUCAUGCUGUCUCUCAAGCUCAUGCUGUCUCUCAAGCUCAUGCUGUCUCUCAAUCUCUUGCUGUCUCUCAAUCUCUUGCUGUCUCUCAAGCUCUUGCUGUCUCUCAAGCUCUUGCUGUCUCUCAAGCUCUUGCUGUCUCUCACGCUCGUGCUGUCUCUCAAACUCUUGCUGUCUCUCAAGCUCUUGCUGUCUCUCAAGCUCGUGCUGUCUCUCGGGCUCGUGCUGUCUCUCGGGCUCGUGCUGUCUCUCGGGCUCGUGCUGUCUCGCAAGCUCUCGCUGUCUCUCAAGCUCGUGCUGUCUCUCAAGCUCGUGCUGUCUCUCAAGCUCGUGCUGUCUCUCAAGCUCGUGCUGUCUCUCAAGCUCGUGCUGUCUCUCAAGCUCGUGCUGUCUCUCAUCAAGCUCGUGCUGUCUCUCAAGCUCAUGCUGUCUCUCAAGCUCUUGCUGUCUCUCAAGCUCGUGCUGUCUCUCAAGCUCGUGCUGUCUCUCAGGCUCAUGCUGUCUCUCAAGCUACUGCUGUCUCUCAAGCUCUUGCUGUCUCUCAAGCUCUUGCUGUCUCUCGAGGUCGAGCUGUCUCUCAAGCUCUUGCUGUCUCUCGAGGUCGAGCUGUCUCUCAAGCUCUUGCUGUCUCUCGAGGUCGAGCUGUCUCUCAAGCUCUUGCUGUCUCUCGAGGUCGAGCUGUCUCUCAAGCUCUUGCUGUCUCUCAAGCUCUUGCUGUCUCUCGAGGUCGAGCUGUCUCUCAAGCUCUUGCUGUCUCUCGAGGUCGAGCUGUCUCUCAAGCUCUUGCUGUCUCUCGAGGUCGAGCUGUCUCUCAAGCUCUUGCUGUCUCUCGAGGUCGAGCUGUCUCUCAAGCUCUUGCUGUCUCUCGAGGUCGAGCUGUCUCUCAAGCUCUUGCUGUCUCUCGAGGUCGAGCUGUCUCUCAAGCUCUUGCUGUCUCUCGAGGUCGAGCUGUCUUUCAACCUUUUGCUGUCUCUCAAGCUCUUGCUGUCUCUCGAGGUCGAGCUGUGUCUCAAGCUCUUGCUGUCUCUCGAGGUCGAGCUGUCUUUCAACCUUUUGCUGUCUCUCAAGCUCUUGCUGUCUCUCGAGGUCGAGCUGUCUCUCAAGCUCUUGCUGUCUCUCGAGGUCGAGCUGUCUCUCAAGCUCUUGCUGUCUCUCGAGGUCGAGCUGUCUCUCAAGCUCUUGCUGUCUCUCAAGCUCUUGCUGUCUCUCGAGCUCUUGCUUUCUCUCGAGCUCGAGCUGUCUCUCGAGCUCGAGGUUGUGCUCGCUCUCCAGAUCGAGGUCACUCUCGAGUCCUCUCAAACUAUCUCUAUAUCUUGGGCACCCUGUCGAGCUCUCUUGAGAAAUUUCUCUUGAGCGCUGCAUUGAACACAUUCUCUCUUGAGCAUGAGCACUCCAUUGAGCUCUCUCUUGAGCUUUCUCUCUCUCUCUCUUUGUUAUUAUCUUUUUCUGGUCCUCUUGUAUCGCUUUCUCUUCCAUUUCUCUCUUCUCUCCACAG
This is a messenger RNA of Eriocheir sinensis (Chinese mitten crab), 2431 nucleotides long. RefSeq lists its product as uncharacterized. The transcript is spliced from 4 exons. The coding region runs from base 1 to 2289 and encodes 762 amino acids. NCBI's taxonomy places the organism in Eukaryota, Metazoa, Arthropoda, Malacostraca, Decapoda, Varunidae. The record is from RefSeq and is a predicted model, not a curated record.